Schistosoma mattheei is the source of this 968-nucleotide messenger RNA. The record is from the annotation of a GenBank genome assembly. Lineage: Eukaryota; Metazoa; Platyhelminthes; Trematoda; Strigeidida; Schistosomatidae.
AUGUCUGUACGGAGAAUUGCUUUAGUCGCCCUGAUAUAUAUGAGUUUUUCUAUUUCUAUCAUUUUUUCAAACAAAUUAGUCCUGACUACUUUCAAAUUUCCUUCAUAUUUAUUGCUGGCAUUAAUUCAGACUCUGUUUACUUUCAUAAUAAUACAAACUCUAUGUUCAUAUCGCAUCCGAUCAGAUGAUUUCACAGAAGUUCCUAUUAAGAUUUUACCGCUGUCCAUUUUUUCUGCAGUUGAUAUUGUUAUGGGCAUUGCCGGUACAGGAAGCCUCAGUUUACCUUUGUUUACAGCUUUGCGAAGGAUCUCUAAUGUUCUUAUUAUGGUUGGUGAAUAUCUUUUAUUAGGAACUAAAAGAAGUAUUCCUAUUUACUUGUCAGUCAUUGUUAUGGUUAUCGGAGCAGUAAUCGCUGCCAUUGGUGAUAUUACUUUUGACCCUAUUGGAUAUACAUAUAUUUUAAUUAACAAUAUUUCAACAACUGGGAAAGCACUGUUAACAAAAUCCAGACUUAGAGAUUAUGAUUUUUCAAGCGUUGAGCUGUUAUACUUUAAUUCAUUAUUAAUGCUGCCGAUUCUCUUCAUUUUGGUAUAUGUACAAUGUGACUUUACAGAGAUAAUUCAAUUUGAACAUUGGCUAGAUCCUCUAUUUUUAUUGUAUUUUAUGUUCUCCUGUUGUUCUGCUGUGGCAUUAAACUAUACUCUUGUUCAAUGUACUCAAUAUACUUCUGCAUUAACAACUAGCAUUUUAGGUGUCAUUAAAAAUAUAUUGGUGACCUAUGGUGGGAUGUUUGUUGGUGGUGACUAUGUGUAUACGACCCUAAACUUCGCUGGCCUUACUGUAAGUACUAUUGGAGCAGUCUUAUAUGUUGUUUACAACUACAAAUCCACACAAUCAAAAAGUUUACCAACCAAAUCGAAAACUUUAAUCGGUUAGUGGAAAGUCGCUAUGUAUAUAUUAUGCCAUUA